Messenger RNA from Kwoniella shivajii, 702 nucleotides. RefSeq lists its product as uncharacterized. The record is from RefSeq and is a predicted model, not a curated record. The coding region runs from base 1 to 702 and encodes 233 amino acids. Lineage: Eukaryota; Fungi; Basidiomycota; Tremellomycetes; Tremellales; Cryptococcaceae. The transcript has a single exon.
AUGUCUUCUGCCACCCCUUCUACCACCUCAUCCAUCGCGCCAUCUUCCAUUAGUGCGGAGACCGCGAAACGAGCAAUUUAUGAUGCACUGUACGCCAAGAAGGGACAGACAAGGAAAGCGGCUAGUAAGAUGAUGGAUGGACUCCUCUCUGCUCCUGACAACAAGCUUGAUGACAUCAAACUCAAAUGGACAAAGAUAAGCACUUCGGUGUACAAUCCCGAGAGUGGGCCACCAAGCUUACAGGAGCAGAGGAAAAGAUGGCUGGAACAUUAUAGCACAGAGAACCCCGACAUGUCUCUGGAAGAGAAAUUGGUCUUGACGGCAUUCCACGGGUCUACCGCACGAGAAAGAACGGACAAUUACAGAAUGAUGGACAAGAUGAUCCAAGAUACCGUUCCGACAGACAAGAAAUCGAGAAAUAUCAGAGAAUGGUGGGAGAGCAUGAAGCCUAACCCUUCGGAUGAGGGAAACAGGGAUAUAGUCGAAGAAAGAAAUAGUUGGUAUGGAUGGACGCAUGGUUCAGCUACUCGCUCCGGGCCCGGAGACUGCGUGAAUGAUGACACAGUCGAACAAACCGAAGGAUCAGCUUCGUCAUUCGCCAGGAACGAACACUCCGAGACUGUCCAGACUUCAACAUCGCCCAAACAUGAAUCUCAGAGAUCUGCGACCAGUGGAAGCAAUUCAUCUGACACUUCCUCCUGA